CAGUUUUGUUAUUCUGCUCGUUGAGCUCAGUCGAAAAGUGCGUUCGCAUUGCGCACUUCAAGGCAAACUAACAAAAUAUUCACUAAAAAGCAUAAAUUAAAAUAAUGCGAAUAGUUAAAUAUAUAAAAGAACUUACAACUUAAGUUGUAAACGCAAUAGUACACUGAACACGACGUGCAAAACACAAAACGAACGCGCCUUUCGCAAUUGUCUCAAUUUGUGAGUGCCCGACUCGUCAGAUUUUUGUGAUUUGAGUGAGUUGGUUUUUUUGCGUGACCAAUAAGAACAGCGAUAAAGGCGUUUGCAAGUGCAUAAAAAACAAUACACAACGAAUUUGUUUAUAUCAUAUUUCUAAACAAAUACACGUCAAAUACAACAAAUACGAAUUUCACUUUUAAAGCGAGUGUAUAAGAAAAUACAAAAAGACUGCAACAACACUGCGCCCCACUCACGCACACCUCAGCGCACCAACACAAGUAAACAUUUACGCUCAGACACGCAUACACAGGCGCAACUGAAACGAGAUUUGGAGACUUGUGUCUGGUGGUAUGUGUGUGCAUGUUUGUGUGUAAGCGUGUAUUAGUGAGUUCGCCCCUCUUUAACGCUGGGCAGCGACUACGUACAGGCGAGCGCAAAAACCAACACUUUUGGCGCCAAAACUUUGACAGUUCGCUUAGUCGUGUAAUUCGCAAACAAGUGUCCAAAGUGUAGGCAGCAAAACUGCGUCGCAUCGCAGUCCAAACACACAGAAAACAAAAAUAGAAACGAAACAAACAAAUUUUAAAUAAAACAACCAACCAAAACAACAACAAAAACAUGGUCAGUGCACGCAUGCUCCAUCCGGUGGUGCGCAGUGAAUUCUGCAAGAUGAGCGUCAGUCGCAAUUCACCCUGCGGCCCACAAUUGGAACGCAUUAAGCGAAAUCUCUUCGGUGCAGCGCAGACGCCGCUGGUGGAAACCAAACCCUCCUUUAGCGCAGAGCUGGAACGCCAUCAAGAGUUGGCCACAAAGAAAUGGGGCUUUGAUUUUCGUAGCGAUCGCCCGCUGGCCACCAAUGCCAGCUACAUCUGGGAGCGCGUCAGCACACAGGAAUCGGACUAUGCGCCGCAAAUGUACACGCUCACCCGUGCCGCGCAUGUGCGUCCCGAUGCCUAUGACUCGGCCAGCGACAUGGAUGCGCUGCUGAAUGAGCGCGCCGAUCGCGAGAAUUUGGUCAACUCUUCGCUGGACUCCAAUACGGACACUGAGUAUGACUCACAGGAUGAGUCGCUGCCAUAUCGCUUCACCAGCAGCAGCAACAGCAGCGGCAACGUGGUCGCCUCCACUUCGGCCGCCGCUUUGACCGCCUCCUCCUCGUCCUCCGCCACCAGCAACUCGCCCGCGCAGCAACGCAAACGACAGCUCAAAAUCACAGAGUUCAUGAAGGAGCGCAAGCGUCUGGCCCAGGCGCCCAAAAAAAUCUCACCCGCCAAACGUCUGCGCACCAGCUCCGGCAGCGGCAGCAGCAACGCCAGCUCCAGUUCGAGUACAGCUCUAUUUGGUUGCCAGCUGAAGCGUACGCGUCACAAUUAAACUCAGACGGCUGAUGUGCGCCGCAUCCCAGCGAAAGUAGUUGCAACCUACUCGCCACCAAAAAGAAAAAAAAAAAAAAAAAAACGAAAGCGAGAAAACUCAAUUUGCAAUUUGUAUUUGUAAUAUUAAUUUUUAAUUUUUUAUAACACUGCAAACAAAAUACGUAAUUUUUUGUACACACUUCGAUGGCUAACAUUUUAAGUAGCUUUCACAUUACAUUUUUUAUACAAAUUAAGUACUCAUUUUUGUGCAGUGCAAGGGCGUAAGUUGCGAAUAUUAACAAAUAGUUUAACUAGUUUAAAUGCCAGUUACUACAACCAGUACUAGUACUAGAACAAAAUAGCGACUAAGCAUUUAAGUAUCGAGCUAUAUGAAACUUUUUAGAUUUCUCUAGUGAGAAAUGCCAUAAACUAAGUGAUUAGUUCUUAACAACAACAAAACAGAAACAACAAACAACAACAACCACACGAAACAACGUAAAAUUAAUUGUUAAAAGAAUAACAACAACAAAUUAUCUAGAGACACCUUCAAUGAAAUCCAUCUUUAACCAUGAAAUUUAAAAGCUACUAACGAAAUAUUUGUAAAUUCUAAAUUGAUAAAUUUUACCAGCAACUUUGUGGUUGCUUGUAAAAUUUACCAUGCAAAACUUAAUGUCGCUCUGCUUUACAAAAAUUUUACAUGUACACAUUUAUUUGUUUAUACACAUAUUUAUUUUUGUCGAAAAGCAGAGUCAUAUUGACUUUUUUUUCUCAAAACAGACCCUAAAACAAACAAUUAUAGGCCUACAAUUUUACAGUCAGGCUUAUGCUUGUUUUUGUUUUUGCGGCUGUAACUAAAGUCCUUAAUUCGACCAGUGUUAUAACCCAUAAAUUAAGCUUAAAUCCGUUGCCAAUUUGUGCGCUUUUGCAAAUAUAUAUUACCAUAUGUUGAUGUAUUUGUAAAACCACAUAAAUUGCCAAUUUGUAAACUCUCAACUGUAUAAAAUUAAUUUCCAUCCGUUGCCAAAUUGUUUGGCAAAUGAUGAAAGAGAUUUUGCUUAACUAUCAUGUACAAAUGCUAUUAUUGAUAAACAUUUAUAUAUAUAAACUAUUAUAUAUUUAGGCAGAGCCUAUAUUAUUAAAUAACAUUUUCACAGAUCAUCCUAAUUCAUAAGCCUAGCAUAGAACAAAAUCCAAAGUAUUCACUUAAUAUUUAUAUUUAAUUCAUAUUGUGUGUAUAAUCAAACUCAUACUUCAAUAAAAA
Drosophila virilis is the source of this 2814-nucleotide messenger RNA. RefSeq names its product cyclin-dependent kinase inhibitor dacapo (gene dap). Gene Ontology annotation, biological process: regulation of cell cycle. NCBI's taxonomy places the organism in Eukaryota, Metazoa, Arthropoda, Insecta, Diptera, Drosophilidae. Gene Ontology annotation, cellular component: nucleus. The record is from RefSeq and is a predicted model, not a curated record. Gene Ontology annotation, molecular function: cyclin-dependent protein serine/threonine kinase inhibitor activity.